GGACAUAAACAGGAGGCAAGGCUGGGAGGAGGAGCCACCCGGCACUGCUUCAAUGACCUGACAGCUAACACGCAGUACAAAAUCAGUGUGUACGCCCAACUCCAGGACACAGAGGGACCUGCAGUAACCACCACAGAGAAGACCUGUAGGUGUCCCCCUCAACAGCUGCUUAGUAUACACUCUACAACAGCCCUACAACCGACUUGCUACUAUUCUCAGAAAGUAUUCUUACAACAUAGUGACAAUGUUGUGACGACAUAAGUUCCUGUCCGUCGCCCCCGGCCUCAACAGUCUAGCCCAGGGGUCGGCAACAGGCAGCUCGCGGGCCAAAACCAGCCCCCAAGUGAUUUAUUUUGGUGGCUCAAAGUUUUUAGUUAAAACAGAAAUAAAUGUUUAAAUGAUUCCCUCUAGACUGUAGCAACAUUGUUACAACAUUAUCCAAACCGAACAUACAGUACAUCAACAUGCCUUACAGACAAUCACAACAUACAAUAUUUUCACAACAUUAUUAGCCUCCUGGGAGGCACUUGAAUGCCUCCCCUUGGAAUGAAUCAUGAUUGGGUCUGUGGCCAACUCACAACAGUAAUAAAGGCACUCUCUCUAACCCACCAGGCAUUUGUUUGCAUUGAGUUGCUUUACUUCAAGUUUAGACACUGAUUUAUAGCUUUGUUUUGAUGCAGAUUAGAGCUAAAUGACUUUUUAAAUUACCCUGCGUUUCCCCAGGUGGCCUUGCAGGCUGCCAUCAAAAGUAAUUCCCAGUUUCAUGUAGCUGAAUUACUACGGCGGUAAAGUAUAUGCGGUUUUCGGCAGGGUUCCAGAGCUAGAAAAAAGCAGUACAAUUCAUUUCAAUUUGACUGCCGUUGUUGGUAGUGAUCAAGCUAGAAAAUUACUGUAUAUGGGUAUAUAUAAUAUAAUAUAAUAAUAUAAUAAUAUAAUAUAUAAUAUAAUCUAAGCACUAAGCAUAAGCUACCAUCCCUGAAAAAUUAUCUGAAUUCCUUCUGAUUCUUCUAUCAUCUGACUAAUAAUAUACAGUGGGCUCCAAAAUUACUGGCACCCCUGACUGGCAAUGCACAAACAAUACUUAAAAAAAUAUAAACAACAUAAUUAUAGCGAUAAACUCAAAAUACCAACGUGAGAAAUACUGUACUUUAUUAAUGUUUCAAUGGAACCAACCAAAAUCAUACAGUUAUUUAAUACAAAAUACAUUUCACCAAAAUCAAGGUUUCAUAAUUAUUGGCACUCCUCGUUUAGUACGUAGUGCAACCACCUCUGGCAAGGAUAACAGCAUGGAGUCUUUUCCUGUAAUGUUUGACAAGAUUAAGGAACACAUUUGGAGGGAUUUUGGACCAUUCCUCUACAGAGAUCCUUUCAAGAUCCUUCACAUUCUUGGGUUUCUGCCGUCUUCAACUCAGCCCACAGAUUUUCGAUUGGAUUGAGGUCCGGCGACUGAGAUGGCCAUGGCAGAACAUUGAUUUUGUUGUCACAGAACCAUUUCUGUGUGGAUCUUGAGGUAUGUUUUGGGUCAUUGUCUUGUUAGAAAGUCCACCUAUGGCCAAGUCCCAGCCUUCUGGCAGAGGCAACCAGAUUGUCAGCCAAAAUUGCCUGUUACUUGGUGGAAUUCAUUAUGCCAACAAUCUUAACCAGUGCCCCUGGACCUCUGGAAUUAAAACAGCCCCAAAACAUCACUGACCCACCACCAUAUUUCACCGUGGGUAUGAGGUGCCUCUCCUUGUAUGCAUCUCUGUUUCGAAGCCAAACAUGCCGAUGCAGUAUCUGACCAAAAAGUUCAAUUUUGGUCUCAUCUGACCAGAGCACCUUCUUCCAGUCAUAAUUUAAAUGACGUUUGGCAAACUCCAAGCACUUGCGUCUGUGUCUUGGGGUCAGAAAGGGCUUUCUUCUGGCAACCCUUCCAAAGAGCCUGUGGUUGUGGAGGUGGCGUCUGAUGGUGCUUUUUGAAACCUGGUGACCCCAAGAUGCCACCAAGGCUUGCAAUUCUUUCACAGUGAUUCUUGGGGAUUUUGUUGCUUCUCUCACCAUCCUCCUCCCUAUGCUGGGGGCAAAAUGCAUUUGCGUGAGGUUUUCAACUGUUCCAUAUCUUUUAAAUUCUUUAAUACAGUGCUCAGUGGUAUAUUCAAUCAUUUGUGGAUCUUCUUGUAGCCAUUACCAGAUUUAUGAAGGUCUACGACCAUCUGUCUCUUUUGAACUGCCAGUUCUUUUGUUUUCUUCAUGGUGUUGGAUGACAAAGGGAUAUUGCAUGCAUGUUACCUCAUUUUUAUACCCUAGUGAAACAGAAAGUGAUGUAAUGGCUCAAUAUAGUUCCUUAAGACUUAGAUAAACUUAAAUAAGUGUAAUUUAAUUCCUGGUUUAAUUUAGGUAGAUGUUAUUUACAAUCAUCUUUAAGGGUGGCACUAAUUGUGAAACCUUGAUUUGGAGAACAUUGAUUUUUAAUUAAAUCAAUAAAUGAUUUCGGUGGGUUCCAUUGGAACAUUAAUAUAGUACAGUAUUUCUCACAUGUUGGUAUUUUGAGUUUAUCACUAUAAUUAUAUUGUUUAUAUUUUUUUAAGUAUUGUUUGUGCAUUGCCAGUCAGGGGUGCCAGUAAGUCGGAAGUUUACAUACACUUAGGUAGGAGUCAUUAAAACUCAUUUUUCAACCACUCCACACAUUUCUUGUUAACAAACGAUAGUUUUGGCAAGUCGGUUAGGUUAGGUUAGGUUAGGACAUCUACUUUGUGCAUGACACAAGUAAUAUUUCCAACAAUUGUUUACAGACAGAUUAUUUCACUUAUAAUUCACUGUAUCACAAUUCCAGUGGGUCAGAAGUUUACAUAUACUAAGUUGACUGUGCCUUUCAACAGCUUGGAAAAUUCCAGAAAAUGAUGUCAUGGCUUUAGAAGCUUCUGAUAGGCUAAUUGACAUCAUUUGAGUCAAUUGGAGGUGUACCUGUGGAUGUAUUUCAAGGCCUAUCUUCAAACUCAGUGCCUCUUUGCUUGACAUCAUGGGAAAAUCUAAAGAAAUCAGCCAAGACCUCAGACAUUUUUUUUUUGACCUACACAAGUCUGGUUCAUCCUUGGGAGCAAUUUCCAAAUGCCUGAAGGUACCACGUUCAUCUGUACAAACAAUAGUACGCAAGUAUAAACACCAUGGGACAACGCAGCCAUCAUACCGCUCAGGAAGGAGACGCGUUCUGUCUCCUAGAGGUGAAUGUACUUUGGUGUGAAAAGUGCAAAUCAAUUCCAGAACAACAGCAAAGGACCUUGUGAAGAUGCUGGAGGAAACAGGUACAAAAGUAUCUAUAUCCACAGUAAAACAAUUCUUAUAUCGACAUUACUUGAAUGGCCGCUCAGCAAGGAAGAAGCCACUGCUCCAAAACCGCCAUAAAAAAGACAGACUACGGUUUGCAACUGCACAUGGGGACAAAGAUCGUACUUUUUGGAGAAAUGUCCUCUGGUCUGAUGAAACAAAAAUAUAACUAUUUGGCCAUAAUGACCAUUGUUAUGUUUGGAGGAAAAAGGGGGUACUUACAAGCCGAAGAACACCAUCCCAACCGUGAAGCACGGGGGUGGCAGCAUCAUGCUGUGGGGGUGCUUUGCUGAAGGAGGGACUGGUGCACUUCAGAAAAUAGAUUGCAUCAUGAGGAAGGAACAUUAUGUGGAUAUAUUGAAGCAACAUCUCAAGACAUCAGUCAGGAAGUGAAAGCUUGGUUGCUAAUGGGUCUUCCAAAUGGACAAUGACCCAAAGCAUACUUCCAAAGUUGUGGCAAAAUGGCUUAAGGACAACAAAGUCAAGGUACUGGAGUGGCCAUCACAAAGCACUGACCUCAAUCCUAUAGAACAUUUGUGGGCAGAACUGAAAAAGCGUGUGCAAGCAAGGAGGCCUACAAACCUGACUCAGUUACACCAGCUCUGUCAGGAGGAAUGGGCCAAAAUUCACCCAACUUAUUGUGGGAAGCUUGUGGAAGGCUACCCGAAACGUUUGACCCAAGUUAAACAAUUUAAAGGCAAUGCUACCAAAUACUAAUUGAUUGUAUGUACACUUCUGACCCACUGGGAAUGUGAACUGGGAAGCUGAAAUAAAUCAUUCUCUCUACUAUUAUUCUGACAUUUCACAUUCUUAAAAUAAAGUGGUGAUCCUAACUGACCUAAGACAGGGAAGUUUUACUAGGAUUAAAUGUCAGGAAUAGUGAAAAAAUGAGUUUAAAUGUAUUUGGCUAAGGUGUAUGUAAACUUCCAACUUCAACUGUAUGUUAUGUUUGAUGAUUUAAUCAAUGUGGUAUCUUCUGUGUGAAGCCAUUUUUUUACUGUAAAUGAAAGCUUCACCAAGCAUGUUUGUCAGGUGAGGUGACAUAGAAAACUAAUAAGGAUGUUAUAAUGAUUUGUGUGUGUCUUAUGUCAUUGCUUUCAUGCAGUCCCUGUUCCCACCCCGGCACCCACCAGGCCACCCACUACAACCCCUCCUCCCACCAUACCCUCAGCCAAGGAAGGUAAUGCAAAAGCCCUGUUGUAAACACAUACCUGUGGGUCCUAUUGUGGUGCACUCUUCUAAAAAUUGGGUAUUUCCACUCCUAUCUGGUAGACUAGUACUGAGGUCAUCAGUGUUUUAAACACUGAUGCUUGGUUGGGCUGCUGGAGAGAAAUAUUUUAGGUCUGUAUUGCGUUUAGUAAGCUGUAAUGCUUUUGGUUUGGCCUCAAAGCACUUCAUGUAUCUUUAUGGGGUAAAGGGAACUAAUAGUGUCCUACACCACUGUGAACAUCUACCUGGGUGAUGUAUCGCAGCAAUUUUGCACUUGAAUGCUCACAAGUCAUCACCCAUUGGCGAACAGAUACUGUAGAGAUAUCCCCAAUGAUAGAUUAUCUACACAUGUGGUGGGCUGGACGCAGUGCACGCUGACUCGGUCACCAGGUGUACGGUGUUUCCUCCGACACAUUGGUGCGGCUGGCUUCCGGGUUAAGUGGGCACUGUGUCAAGAAGCAGUGUGGCUCGGUUGGGUUGUGUUUCUGAAAAAAUGUGGUUGUUAAUCAUUGCUAGACAACCAUUUUCAGGUCUUGCCAUAGGUCAAGCAGAUUUAAGUCAACACUGUAACUCGGCCACUCAGGAACAUUCACUCUCUUCUUGGUAAGCAGCUCCAGUGUAGAUUUGGCCUUGUGUUUUAGGUUAUUGUCCUGCUGAAAGGUGAAUUAAUCUCCCAGUGUCUGGUGGAAAGCAGACUGAACCAAGUUUUCCUCUAGGAUUUUGCCUGUGCUUAGCGCCAUUCAGUUUUUUAAAUCCUGAAUACUCCCCAGUCCUUAAUGAUUACAGGCAUACCCAUAACAUGAUGCAGCCACCACUAUGCUUGAAAAUAUGGAGAGUGGUACUCAAUAAUGGAUUUGCCCCAAACAUAACACUUUGUAUUCAGGACAAAAAGUGAGUUCCUUUGCCAGAUUUUUUGCAGUAUUACUUUACUGCCUUGUUGCAAACAGUAUGCAUGUUCAAAUGGAUACUUCAGCAUGCUCAAAUGGAUAUUUCAUGUCUGCUUCUUUUUUUUUUUACCCAUCUACCAAUAGGUGCUCUUCUUUGUGAGGCAUUGGAAAACCUCCCUGGUCUUUGUGGUUGAAUCUGUGUUUGAAAUUCACUGCUCGACUGAGGGACCUUACAGAUAAUUGUAUGUGUGGGGUACAUAGAUGAGGGUAGUCAUUCAAAAAUCAUGUUAAACACUAUUAUUGCACACAGAGUGAGUCAAUGCAACUUAUAAUGUGACUUGUUAAGCAAAUGAACUUUUUUAGGCUUGCCGUAACAAAGGGGUUGAAUACUUAUUGACUCAAGACCUUUCUGCUUUUCAUGUUUAAUUAAUAUGUAAAAAUUUUAACAACAAAAAAUUCCACUUUGACGUUAUGGGGUAUUGUGUGUAGGCCAGUGAGAAAAAAUCUCAAUUUAAUCCAUUUUAAAUUCAGGCUGUAACACAACAAAAUGUGGAAAAACUCAAGGUGUGUGAAUACUUUCUGAAGGCACUGCAAUUUUGUUUGGUAAAAGGUAAAAGUAAACUAGAGAGCACUCAGAACAGGCAGGUACAAUGGAAAUCACUCUGUCAAGUUGCUGGGUCAAUUUUAAACCGGUCCCUGACUGACAUUCAAACCUCAAAUGACUCCUGACACAAAUUUGUGAAUCUAUUACACGUUCAUAUACGCAGUGUCUAUUGCACAGCCAUGACUAUAGACGUCUGAAAUGAUAGUAAAGCUGUUUAAUGGGCUUUUGGAAUAAUCACAAAUCUUUUCAGACUUUCAAAAACGAUCCCAUAUGAGCUUUUGAGUCUGAGAUAAUACCAUAAGCUGGAACUUGUUACAGUCUUGUAUCCUGAGUUUCAAGUCAGAAUAUCUCAGAGUUUACAAUUCUCCAACAAACACAUGCAACAUAAUAUUAUCUGAAGAUAUAACUUGUAGAACAUUUGUAAAAGUUUAACUUUAUUUGCUGUUUUUGAGAACAAUAAUCUUAGCAGUUUUCUUUCUUCCUACACAGCUUUCCGGGAUGAGUCUUGAAAUGUAAUUGAAAACUCAGUCCCCUCUGUUGGAACUCAGACCAAGUCCAUUUCCAAGCCUGUAAUUCUUAUUGUUUUAUUAUUGUUAUUGUUUGCCUAGGAAACAUAAACAAAUGCAACUUUUAGUUCACUUUGCUUCCCACAUACUAGCAACUUAGUUAUUAUCUUUGGUUCCUUUGAAAAUGACAGAGCAGAACAACAAACAACAGGAAAUGAGAUGUUCUACUGGUCAAUCUGUCCCUGGCUGGUCCUGAUAUGCGAGAGGGAAGUUGUUGAGAUAAUUGCCAAUCAUCGCAGCUCCUCUCUCGUAACCUGUGGAGAAUGAGAAAGCUCUCUCCAUUCUCCAUUAUGAUUCUUCCACUGCUGCCUGUUGAGGCUAGAAUGUGUGUUUAUGUGUGUAUUGUUCUGUCUUUCUUUGUCAGUUUGUAUUAUAUAUGCUGUCUAUCAGAACUCUUAUUGUAGGCACUGAAUAUAAAUUGCUCUUGAUAAGAGCAUGUUCUAAUUGCCUUGUAAAUGUAAUUGUCCUCUUCUUUCUCCCUCUGUCUCUUUCUCUGUGUGUAUAUAAUUUUUUCUCACUCUUCCACUCUCUCCCCUCUCCUCCUCUCCUUUUCUCACUCCUCACCCGCCUCCCCUCUUUCCUCAUCUCUCCUCAUCCCUCUAUCCCUCUAUCCCUCUUCCUCCUCCCUCCACCUCCUUUUCUCUACUUCUUUCACUAUCUCCUCUCUCAUUCCUUUCUCUCAUGCCAGUUUGCAAGGCAGCCAAGGCAGACCUGGCGUUCCUAGUGGACGGCUCCUGGAGCAUCGGGGAUGACAGCUUCCUGAAAAUCAUCCGCUUCCUGUACAGCACCACAGGAGCCCUCGACACCAUUGGACCAGAUGGCACUCAGGUAAAUAUUGACACCUAGACCAACCAAUGGAGGAGGUCCUGUAGCCAGCUAGCUCUUACAGUACUGUACUACAUCUUGGUAGUGAUAUAGUCAAAUAAAUUGUAAUUAAUGGUCUUAAAAUGUAUGAGGGUACACUUAUGUUUGACUAUGUGUCACCUGUGCUUUUAUGAACAAUGCCCCAUUUUCCAUUAAACUAAAAAUAUCUUUCUCCCGCCAGGUGGCCAUUGUCCAGUUUAGUGACGAUGCCAGAACCGAGUUCAAACUCAACUCCUACGACAACAAGGAGAGGCUGCUAGAGGCCAUUAACCGCAUCUCCUACAAGGGAGGGAACACCAAGACAGGCAAGUGGACUUUAUAAAAGCCAAACCUUUGCCAAACCUUAUUCACUCCCUACCAAUGUAGAGUUUUCAUACAAUUACUCUGAAUCAUACAUUAAGUUCCUAUUUCUUUUUCUUAGAAUUUCUAAAGGGACUCCCAUAGCCGUUAAUUAACAGGAUAACUGAAUCCCAUUGAGACAGCUGUAGCCGCCAGAUGAACAGAAAUACCCCUUAUUGACUUUCCUUUUGUAACCUGCCAAAAAAGAAUCAGUCAUUGUAAUCAGACAGGCCAGAGUUGUCAAGCGUGGCUUCCGGAAAGCAGUGAGAUACUGUCACUAAUCAGUGUUUCUAAGUACCAAACCCAGGAACCCCAAGGAGAGAGAUAAUGCAUUCUCCAAGUCAUCUAGCAAUGUUUUCUUUUUUUCAAACGUGUGCAACGAAGAAGUCCACUUGGUAAUGAUAAUUGUUGCAUUGUGUUCUGCUUUGAUUAUGCUGUAUUUGUGUGUAUAGUUGCAGGUGGGGUGGGAAUAAUAACUAGAUUAUAUGUUGUUUGCUGAAUCAUUUGCAGUGAUCGUGAUAACCCAAAACCAUAAUCCUCUACCAAGUAACCUGGCUAUAUCCUGCUGUCAAUAUCACUGAGUGUAACUCCUUUCUUUAUCUUCCCCUCCUCCCUCUCUCUCUCUCCCGUCAUCCCUCCCUUCAUCCCUCCUUCUCUCUUACUCUAGGUCUAGCCAUCCGGCAUGUGAAAGACACCAUCUUCACGGUGGGGGGAGGGAUCCGGAGGGGCAUCCCCAAAGUACUGGUGGUUUUGACUGAUGGGCGCUCUCAAGACGAUGUCAACAAGGUCUCCAAAGAGAUGCAGAUAGAAGGUGAGGCACAUGAUGCGAGAAUUCAAUUGAAUAGUACAUGAAAAUAACAUUCUACAACACAAAAAAGUAUCUGUAUAUGUUAAUCCACCAAAAUGGUAUAGAUUUGUAUGCACAUUACACACAAUUGGCAAUACUGUAUGCUUACCUUCUUCACAGGGUACAUUGUUUUUGCCAUUGGUUUUGCGGAUGCGGACUACGGGGAGCUGGUGAGCAUCGCCAGCAAGCCCAGCGAGAGACACGUUUUCUUUGUGGACGAUUUAGACGCCUUCAAGAAAAUUGAGGAAAAGCUGGUCACCUUUGUUUGUGAGGCUGCCACUGCCAGUGAGUCCUACAGGAGCGUUAAAAAAAAUCUCAAUCUAAAUCCAUGUUAUUUGAAAACGGGGGGGGGCAUAUUAUUGUGUCUAUUAUUAUCCAUGGAGUUACAUAAAUGUUUUGUCUUUCAGCUUGUCCUUCGGUGGCGAUGAGUGGCAGUACCUUGCCAGGUUAGAGACUGGAGCAUACUUACUUAUAUAACACUUCAUGCCUCCUGGCAUAUAGGGCACAGUCAAGAACUCUCUCCUCUCUGACCCGUUGACUAGUUCCGACCCCAGUAGAACUGUUAUGCACAAUAUCACUGUAAACUGGACAGGUACAGUACAGUUCACUCAGAUAAUUGCAAACUCUGGACUCUGAAGUGCCAACCCAUACCAUUAACACUGCGUAAAAUGGCCUGUUUCCGAGUGUGUACUAGUAAAUCAGAAUAUCUUUAAUAAUAAGAAGUAGAAGCUCAGUAUUGAGAAGUCAUGAUAAAAACAGAGCCAGUCACAUAUUAUUUUUACUUAUCAGUAGUCAACUGGAUAUAUCUGCUUUUAAACCAACUCAUGGUUGUUUAUGUUGUGGCUGCAGGUUUCAGGAUGAUGGAGAUGUUUGGCCUGGUGGAGGGUCUGUAUGGACGUGUAUCAGGAGUGUCCAUGGAGCCUGGCACCUUCAACAGCUUCCCCUGCUUCAGCCUGCACAACAACUCCCUCCUCGCCCAGCCCACCAAGUAUGGACACUAGCAUCUUAACUAAAAGGCAUUACAGCACAUUAUCUUCCAUCAAUCAUGUAGAAUUUAGUAGGUGCUCUUGUCCAAAGUGACAAAACGUCAGUGAGUACAAUGAUACAGGCUGCUUAACACAAGUACAUGACACUUCAUAGGACCUUUAAGACAAUGUAUUUAAGUACUGGCAACACUUACCCAAUGAUAACAUAAACAUCACCUUAUAGCAUACAACUAACCCUACUCCCCUGAAUUGAAUCCUCUUUUCCUGUCAUGUGGCCUGAAAAUGCUGUUAUUACAAUGAAGAGGUGGUGAUAAUAACAGACAGCUGGCCUCACCUGGUGUAUUUCCUCUCCUUUAUCUGCAACAAUCCCCACAACACAUCACAGAAAGCAUAGUGAUUUUGUGUUUCAUUCUCAAAUUAUAAUGCAGCAAAUGUGGUCCAAAUACAGUAUGAAGAAACAAUAGCUUCCUGCUCCUAACCUCUCUUUUAGAAUUGAAUUACACUAUUGAAAUAAUUUAAUUGGCAAGUUGAAACAGCUUUUGAAAUGGUUUCUAAUAACAGUUGAACUGUGAAGGUGCUACAACAAAAGCCAUUGUAUGUUCAGACUAGAGCCUAUUGUUCUGUGAACUUUCCACCCCAGGUUUAUCCACCCCGAGGGCUUGCCCUCUGAUUACACCAUCACCAUGCUGUUCCGCCUGCUGCCUGAAACCCCCAAGGAGCCCUUUGCAUUGUGGGAGAUUCUCAACAAGGACAACGAGCCCCUGGUGGGCGUCAUCCUGGACAGUAAGUAGAAUGCCGGGGGACUGGCCUGGGACUUAGCUGGGACCGUGUGUCAAGUUCCCACUGUUUGGUUGCUGUCACAAGAGACACAAAGCAAUGGAUAUUUAUUUAUCCAGGUGUCUCUGCUCAUUUAUCAAUUGUGAGCAGCACAAACAUUUUCUCAAUGUAGGCUACAUUUUCAAAAGCUAUCCCAUUGCUCAGAUUGCACAAUGUCUACUAAACCCUCCAUGCCUCCUCUAUUUGAAACGAGAACAUUCCUCACUAUAUUCGAGUUGUACUGUAUACUGGCAAACGUUCUCUUUCCAACUCUAGACGGUGGCAAGACCCUCACCUUCUUCAACCACGACUAUAAAGGACAGUUUCAGACUGUGACCUUCGAGGGACCUGAGAUCAAGAAGCUCUUCUAUGGCAGUUUUCACAAGGUCAGAGUUCAAAAGCACUCCUUGUUGUCUCACUUCCUCAGUGCAAACGCUGCUACAACAUCACCCUAACACCUCAGUGAAGGUCCUGCUUGCUGGCUAUAAGUCAGCUUGUUGAGUGAUGUUAAGUCACUCUUGUCUGGCUGUCAGUGUAGCUUACAAUACCUUAGGCCUGAGACAUGGCUGUAGACUCCUAUGUUCUCAGGGCUAACAAUACCUUUGCCCACAUGCAUGGCCUGCUGCUCAAGUGAAUGAGGAUAUGCUUUUUCCCUUCACUGGCACAGUUAUCUGAUAGUGUAUUCAGGUCAGCCACUUGCCAAUGUCAUAAUCAUCCUCUGUCUAUGAAUGCCAAAACUUUGCUUGGUAACUGACAUUAUCAUCCAUGAGUGAGAUGUAGGCCUCCUGUAGCUCAGUUGGUAGAGCAUGGCGCUUGCAAUGCCAGUGUUGUGGGUUCGAUUCCCACGGGGGGCCAGUAUGAAAAAUGUAUGCACUCACUAACUGUAAGUCGCUCUGGAUAAGAGCGUCUGCUAAAUGACUAAAAUGUAAAUGUAGCACCUGAAACAAACACCUACCUUUUUUGGAGCAGUUUGUAAAUCACUUAUGUUUUGACUGUUCAAAUUGUUUAAACUUUUUGGCUGCACAAUAGAAGUAGUAUAUGUCAUUUAGCAGACGCUUUUAUUAAAUACAACUUACAAUCAUGCGUACAUACAUUUUACGUGUGGGUGGCCCCAGUGGGAAUCGAACCCACAACCCUUGGCAUUGCAAGUGCCACGCUCUACCAACUGUGUCACACAGGACCACUAAACAGUGUGUAAUAGUAAUAAUAAUAAUAAUAAUAAUAAUAAUUGGUCAUUUAGCAGACGCUCUUAUCCAGAGCGACUUACAUGUGUAGCUGUACCAUUUAAUAUAUACUAUGGGUAAUACAGUGCCAUUAUGAUGUUCACAAGGAAUGGCCUUCAUAUUUAACCUGCUAUCUGCUGAAAUUAUUUUUUUUAUUUUAGAAAACGCAAACCAUGUGGAAUGAAGCUGGCACCCCAAAUAUUGUCAAGAUAAUAUAUUCAUAUUUGAAUCAUAGCCACUUCCAAACAAGCUAAACCAACUAAACUAUGCAGGGAAGAGGAACUUGAUGUGACUGAAAGUGACUAUGACCUGUAUUCAACUAACCCACUGUUGCCUUUUUCCUUAGCAAAUUAUCACCAGUGAUUACCGGUACUGCAAUUCUUUCCCCUGCCAAUCCAUAAGUAUUCUUGUGUCAUCUUGUCAGCACUUUGGUGAUAAUGUGGUAACAUUUUAGAUUACCUCUCAAGAAGACUUGAUUGAUGGCUAGAUACUUUGCUGACUCCCUGCAUUGCAGUAGGUUUAGAAUUAGUUGCCUAAUUCGAAUGAUUCAUCAGGAAUCUGUUUUUGUAGGAAAAAAGGUGUAAAUGCAAAGGAAAUGCUACAGUUCCAUCCUUAUCAGAGCUUUAGCAUUGUAAUGCACCCAAUGUCAAUUAAAGCUGAAAGUGCUGUUUCAUAAAGGCACACAUUUACAGUUGAUAAUCAUGUAGAAUAGAUACACUACAUGGCAAGAAGUAUGUGGACACCCCUUCAAAUUAGUGGAUUCGGCUAUUUCAGCCACACCUGUUGCUGACAGGUGCAUCAAAUCGAGCACACAGCCAUGCAAUCUCCAUAGACAAACAUUGGCAGUAGAUUGGCCUGUACUGAAGAGCUCAGGGACUUUCAACGUGGCACCGUCAUAGCAUGCCACCUUUCCAACAAGUCAGUUCUUCACAUUUCUGCCCUGUAAGUGCUGUUAUUGUGAAGUAGAAACAUCUAGGAGCAACAAUGGCUCAGCCACGAAGUGGUAGGCCACACAAGCUCAUAGAACGGGACCGCUGAGUGCUGAAGUGCGUAGCGCGUAAAAAUUGUCUGUCCUCGGUUGCAACACUCACUACCGAGUUCCAAACUGCCUCUGGAAGCAACAUCAGCACAAUAACUGUUCGUCGGGAGCUUCAUGAAAUGGGUUUCCAUGGCCGAGCAGCCACACACAAGCCUAAGGUCACCAUGCGCAAUGCCAAGCGUCGGCUGGAGUGGUGUAAAGCUCGCCGCCAUUGGACUCUGGAGCAGUGGAAAUGCGUUCUCUGGAGUGAUGAAUCACGCUUCACCAUCUGGCAGUCCGACGGACGAAUCUGGGUUUGGCGGAUGCCAGGAGAAUGCUUCCUGCCCGAAUGUAUUGUGCCAACUGUAAAGUUUGGUAGAGGAGGAAUAAUGGUCUGGGGCUGUUUUUCAUGGUUCGGGCUAGGCCCCUUAGUUCCAGUGAAGAUACAUUUUAAUGCUACAGCAUACAAUGACAUUCUAGACAAUUCUGUGCUUCCAACUUUGUGGCAACAGUUUGGGGAAGGUCCUUUCCUGUUUCAGCAUGACAAUGCCCCUGUGCACAAAGUGAGGUCCAUACAGAAAUGGUUUGUCGAGAUCGGUGUGUAAGAACUUGACUGGCCUCCACAGCAAUGUUCCCUCUAAGCUGCGUGCGGGCAUGCAGUAGCCCCGAGACUGCCGCGCAGAGCUCAGAAGAAAUAUCAGCCCACGGAGAGAAGCACAAAAUUGAACUUCACUCAACUUUCUAGACUUUUCCGUGUUAGUUAACAAUAUCAACGUUUCCCUUUACUGUGGCAAUUGUGAUCGAAUCAAAUCAAAUCAAAUCAAAUCAAAUUUUAUUGGUCACAUGCGCCGAAUACAACAGGUGCAGACAUUACAGUGAAAUGCUUACUUACAGCCCUUAACCAACAGUGUAUUUAUUUUAAACAAAAAAGUAAGAAUAAAACAACAACAACAAAAGUGUUGAGAAAAAAAGAGCAGAAGUAAAAAAUAAAGUGACAGUAGGGAGGCUAUAUAUACAAUAGAAUAAAGUGACAGUAGGGAGGCUAUAUAUACAGGGGGGUACCGUUGCAUAGUCAAUGUGCGGGGGCACCGGCUAGUUGAGGUAAUAUGUACAUGUGGGUAGAGUUAAAGUGACUAUGCAUAAAUACUUAACAGAGUAGCAGCAGCGUAAAAAGGAUGGGGUGGGGGGGCAGUGCAAAUAGUCCGGGUAGCCAUGAUUAGCUGUUCAGGAGUCUUAUGGCUUGGGGGUAGAAGCUGUUGAGAAGUCUUUUGGACCUAGACUUGGCACUCCGGUACCGCUUGCCGUGCGGUAGCAGAGAGAACAGUCUAUGACUAGGGUGACUGGAGUCUUUGACAAUUUUGAGGGCCUUCCUCUGACACCGCCUGGUAUAGAGGUCCUGGAUGGCAGGGAGCUUUGCCCCAGUGAUGUACUGGGCCGUACGCACUACCCUCUGUAGUGCCUUGCGGUCAGAGGCCAAGCAGUUGCCAUACCAGGCGGUGAUGCAACCAGUCAGGAUGCUCUCGAUGGUGCAGCUGUAGAAUUUUUUGAGGAUCUGAGGACCCAUGCCAAAUCUUUUUAGUCUCCUGAGGGGGAAUAGGCUUUGUCGUGCCCUCUUCACGACUGUCUUGGUGUGUUUGGACCAUGAUAGUUCGUUGGUGAUGUGGACACCAAGGAACUUGAAGCUCUCAACCUGUCAAUGUAAUAUUAGCCACUUUCAAUGUAACAUACCGAAACAAAACUAACUAUACAAGAGAUUUUGUUGUAGGCAUCGGAGUAGGAUUCUAUUGUGCAUCACUAGGGCUGUUGCGGUGACCGUAUUACCGCCACACCGGCGGUCAUGAGUCAUGAAGGCAGUCAAAUUCCAUGUGACUGUUUAGUCACGGUAAUUAGGCUUCUCCAAGCUCUGAUGCUGCUGAUGGUCAUUAGUAGCCUACCAAACUUGCUAACUGCCUGGUACUCAGCACUCUAUUGUCCCUCUAAUCACUCUGACAUCAAUGCAAAUGUAAUUGAAAAUCACUUCAUGAGAGCCCAUGAGCUGAUGUUGCGCAACAUUUAUAUAGGCUAUGCAAUUGCACGAGAAAACAGUGAUUGCCUCUACUAAAAAGAGGAAGAUCCCAUCAGCUUUCUAUAGACUAGGCCUACUAUAUUUAUUUCUCAACUUUCCUAAUAUUAAGCACAUUGUUUAUCUUUAUAACAGGAGUAUAGCCUACCUGGCUGGCAUGAAAAUGAACCACAGGAAAAGCAUCCUCCAUUUGCUAUUUAAGUGCAUUGAUUACAUGUAUUUUAUCCCGCUGCCCCUGUUUCGAUACAGGUGCAUGAUUAAUGUUCCAUUCUAAAUCAAAACAAAUUUCACACAUAUAUAUAUAUUAUUUAGUAUAUGUAAAGACUAGAUUAAAUCAAGAAUAGUCUGAUGGGUGACAAUAUUAGCCUAUCACUUGUUAAUUUCUAUAUUAUCACUUGUGAAUAAUAAACAGCAGUUUUUUUGCGACUUUUUCGAAUCAUAGUCGCACACCUCAUGUAGCCUAGCCCAUGUUUUGAUAAGGUUUGUAUCACAACUAAAGUGGCCAAAUAACUUCUUAAAAUUAAGCACAUUCAUCCGCUUUACAAGGGGUUUAGAGCCUAACUGGCAUACAUAAGCAGCACGAGUUUCAAGUUUGGGGAAGAUAAUUUUCACCAUAAACAUGCACCUUUAUAAUAAAAGCAUUACAUGCAUAAUCGCAUUUGCGGUCACUUUUGAUAAUGGUGUUUUCCCGCUAAUGGAACAUUCGCGCUUAUAGCAUAAUGCCAUGUGCGCAUUGCUGCGCUUAUGUGAAGAAAUAGCCUAAUAGAUUUUCAAUAUUUUAAGCUAAACGUUCUGAUCUGUUGCGUCAGCCAUAUUGCGUAGAAAAUGUUUUUUUGAUGCUAGUGGUUGUAUUAAUUUCGGAUUUAUUGCACCCCACAACUGUCCCAGACUAUGUUUGGAAUAUUUAUUUCUCGCACAGAAUAGAAUAGGUCGACCUUUGUACUAUGGGGGAGAGUAGAUUGACAUAGGCUAGUGCUUUUGCUGUUCGUUAGGCCUACUCAUCUUGUUGGCUGACGAAAAGUAAAUGUGGACAGUUCUUCCAAUAUCUUCAAUAUGCACUUCGGAAUUGGAUAAGGACGCGCGCCGUUGCGUCCCCGAUGUUUUUGUCUUCACUUGUAGCCUGUGAGAAAGACCCGAUCACGUGACGGAGAGCCAUGUGAGUGAGAGGCGUUUCGAAUUGCGCAGCACACUAAGGGAAAAGGGCACAACGCAGUACUCCGGGCCGCAAAAGGCAUGCUUGUCAAAAUUGUGAAUGAGAGACUAUUGGAGUGUGUACAGCCUGCGCAAAAAACUAAGCAGAGCUCAAGCCUUUCAAGCAACUUUUUCAAAAUCAUCAUAAGUCUCAUCAUGCAGCCUUACAAUGUAUUAAAAAUCAAAACAUUUAGCCCAACGUUUGUAGAACAAGUAAAGUUACAUUCAUAAUUCUAAAUUAAGCAUAUAGGAGUACCUAUUUCUUUGUUAACCGCUCAACACAGAAAGACGCAUGUGCGCACUCACUCAAAUCAUUUGGAUAAAAUAUUUACAUUUUAUUCAGCUUUGUUCAAUUGUAUUCUUCAUACUAUAAAAUAAUGCCACGGAAUUAUCAGCAAAUCUUGUCUGCUAAAUGAACUAGUGUAGCCCACAGCCAUUUGGCAUAGCCACAUCAGGACCUAACUGUCACAAGUGUAGAGAGGAGUAGGCAGGAGGCAGUCGCAGGUUUAGAACUACUGAAUUUAUUAAAGCACCAUAGCUUAAAGCAGGACGAAACCAACAGUGCUAAAUAUAAAGUACUCAGGAAAUAGUAGGAGAGAUUCUUCUCAGGAAAACAAGCAACAUAUACAAUGACCGACAAAGACAAAUGGCAGAGGGAGUAUAUAUACAGUGAUAGAGUGGGGAUUGGAACCAGGUGUGUGUAAUGAUGACGAGACAAGUCCGGGGUUGAUGAGUGAAGGGCGUUUGCCAGCAGUAGGUUCAGCAGCAGCUAGAAGGCCGGUGACGCCGAACGCCUGAGCUGGACAGGAGGGGAAGUCAAAGCGAAUGCUAGUGUGACACUAACAUAAGGACAACUCAGAGUAUGCUAUUCUUUUCUUCUGAAUAGACUACAUUUUCUUCAUAUCAUGCUUCUUUAGACCUGUCUAAAAUAAAGAAUGGAUUUAUUGUGAAGGUGUAGGUUAUAUUACAUGGAUUUAUUCUACUUUUUAAAAUGGCUUGUAGGUGUUAUGAGAAUUAUUUAACUAACUAUUUCUGUGUCUCUGUGCGUCUCCCAAAAGGAUGUAAUGCUUUUGGAUCAAGAAACGGACAGAGUCCCGGUCUGCAUAGUCAGGCCUUUAUUCAUUGAGAAUUCUGUUAUCACAAUUUCAGAGUCCAUCUUUUAUACACACACGUCAUACAAAAAUCCCUCCCCUCUUUAGGCGGGUUGUAGUUUUCCACUUGAAAAUUGCUCUCCUGACCAUCAGGUCACACACACACAUACACACACACACACACAUACACACACACACACACACACAUACAUACACACACAUACAUACACACACACACAUGUUCUUAUCAUAGUCUCUCUCCUCCCUAAAUUGGGAGGCCUCUUUAUCUUGGUUUCUCAGUUGCCUGUAGACAGUUCUCCUUGUCCUUUGUUGUCUGGCCUAACUCUUACUCACAUUGCUAAAUAGUAACACAAUGUCAUAAUCUUUACUGGUUCUACACUCACACAUUACCAGGUAGUAGAUUCUAACACAUCUCACACAGUUUCGGAGUGUAAUAAUUAGUCACUACUAUAUAUACAGGUACCCCCCUGUAUAUAUAGCCUCCCUACUGUUAUUUUAUUUGACUUAUGCUCUUUUUUUCUCAACACUUUUUGUUGUUGCACUGUUGGUUAAGGGCUGUAAGUAAGCAUUUCACUGUAAUGUCUGCACCUGUUGUAUUCGGCGCAUGUGACCAAUAAAAUUUGAUUUGAUUUGAAAGUACUAAUCAUACUUAAAACAAGAACAUUUCACUAUAUUUAAGGGUGGAACAUUUAGUCAUUACUUUUAACCUGUAUAUAUUUUAAUUUCUAUAUCAGUAGGCUAUGUGUGGAAGCCAGGAGAUGCUAAAUGUGUUUAUGUUAAUUAACGGUCAAUUAUCGUGAGUCCGACAGUUGUUUGCUUUACAAUCACCGGCUGACAAAAUUUUGUGACCGCCACUGCCCUAUGCAUGACCCAGCCCAUACUCUACAUAGACCAGUGCGGCAUAGCCAAUCAGCGCUGCAGUAGACCAUUGCCAUAUAUGGAUCCGUGAGUAGAUGCGCUUGUUUUGAGAUCAAAGCAAGAGCUGCAUGUAGACACAUGUGCAGAUUUUGUUCAUAUCCUUUGCUAUUUAGUGAGUUAUUAGCCAAGUUAUAGAUCAUUUGUAGUCAGCAAAAGGGGAGUGAUUGCUUCCUACAAGAGCAACUUUGAAAAGUUAGUCAGGUAAAGAGCUUUUUUUUUGUCUUAAAGGGGCUGUGUUGUAUUUUGAGACAGGCUUGAAUAAGCUAAGUAGCCAAUAGGCAGAGGGUAGCAUCAUUUGUCAGAUUAUCUGUAAUAAUGGUAUGGGAACAACAACAUUUUCAGUCACCUCCUUGUCUGAAGGACAGGUGAAUAAACAGGUUAAUGUCAAGCCCUGCAGGUUUUUUUCAAAAGCCUCAUGGAAUGUAGGCCUACAUUGAACUCCACACAUUGGAUGCUAUUGUAGGCUGAAUGAUAGAACAGAUAUUUCCAUGUUAAAAUGUUAUGGGAUGCAUUUUCUCCAUUGUUUUUGAUGGUAGGCCACUCUGGUAGGCCUACAUUAUGAGUGUUCACAGUAAACACGCGCUGGAAGUUGCACAGAAUUUUCACAACGUUCAAUUUUGCGCUCAGCAGACCUGAAAUUUGCUCAGUGCGGAAAAACAUUUGAGGGAACAUUGCUGCACAGUGCCCUGACCUCAACCCCAUCGAACACCUUUGAAAUGAAUUGGAACGCCGACUGCGAGCCAGGCCUAAUUGCCCAACAUCAGUGCCCGACCUCACUAAUGCUCUUGUGGCUGAAUGGAAGCAAGUCCCCUCAGCAACGUUCCAACAUUUGUGGAAAGCCUUCCCAGAAGAGUGGAGGGUGUGGUAGCAGCAGAGGGGGGACCAACUCCAUAUUAAUGCCCAUGAUUUUGGAAUGAGAUGUUCAACGAGCAGGUGUCCACAUACUUUUGGUCAUGUAGUGUAUGUGAUGUUGCUAAUGUCUUGAAAUUCCCCCAUAUAUUUCCCCAUGAGACAUCCCAUUUCCAACGAAGCAUACAGUAGAAGCUUGAUGUGUCAAAGGUAGAAAAAAAGCGAAUAUUUUAUUUGUCACAAAAACGUCUGAAAUCACCCAACUUCAAAACUGACUCUCGUUUCAGAUGACUGGUGGAAUUCUCACGCAGAAAUAUGUCAGAAAUUAUAGAGCAGACCUUAUUUUACAGCCUGUGUCUCUUUGAACCGCUGUCUGUGUUCUGGACUUUUGGAAAAAAUAUAUUGAGACUCACACAUAAGACGUUUCAAUCCCACUGCAUCUGUUCCAAACAGACCUGGGUUCAAAUACUAUUUUAAAUAAUUUAGGAUCAUUUAGCUGUGUUUAGGAUUGAGCUUGCCUGGCGCAAUGGAACCAAUAGAAUAGCCACAAAAGUGUAAACCCUGCCUAACUGGAACUCCAGGCAGGCUUUGGCAAAUGCUCAAAGUAUUUGAAAGAUUUAAAAUAGUAUUUGAACCCAGGUCUGGUUCUUAAUAUUCCCUGUAGCUGCAUGUGGCUAUUAGCAAGACCAGCGCCAAGGCUGUCAUCGACUGUAAGCUGGUGGGGGAAAAGGCCAUCAACGCGGCGGGCAACAUCACCACAGACGGCCUGGAGGUGCUGGGACGCAUGGUGCGCUCCCGGGGGAAGAAGGACAACUCUGCACCGGUAAGCCCCAUAGUCAGAUAAAUGCAACAUGCAACAAUUUCAAAGAUUUUACUGAGUUACAGUAAAGGAAAUCAGUCAAUUUAAAUAAAUAAAUUAAGCCCUAAUCUAUGGGUUUCACAUGACUGGGAAUACAAAUAUGCAUCUGUUGGUCACAGAUACCUUUAAAAAAAGGUAGGGGUGUGGAUCAGAAAACCAGUCUGUAUCUGGUGUGACCACCAUCUGCCUCAUGCAGCGCGACACAUCUCCUUUGCAUAGAGUUGACCAGGCUGUUGAUUUUGGCCUGUGGAAUGUUGUCCCACUCCUCUUCAAUGGCUGUGCGAAGUUGCUGGAUAUUGGCAGGAACUGGAACACACUGUCGUACACGUCGAUCCAGAGUAUCCCAAACAUGCUCAAUGGGUGACAUGUCUGGUGAGUAUGCAGGCCAUGGAAGAACUUGGACAUUUUCAGCUUCCAGGAAUUGUGUACAGAUCCUUGCGACAUAGGGCCAUGCAUUAUCAUGCUAAAACAUGAGGUGAUGGCGGCAGAUUAAUGGCAUGACAAUGGGCCUCAGGAUCACGUCACGGUAUCUCUGUGCAUUAAAAUUGGCAUAGAUAAAAUGCAAUUGUGUUCAUUGUCCAUAGCUUAUGCCUGUCCAUACCAUAACUCCACCGCCACCAUGAGGCACUCUGUUAAAAACGUUGACAUGCACUCUGUUCACAACGUUGACAUCAGCAAACCGCUCGCCCACACGACACCAAACACGCUGUUUGCCGUCUGCCCGGUACAGUUGAAACCGGGAUUCAUCCAUGAAAGCACACUUCUCCAGCUGCCAGUGGCCAUCGAAGGUGAGCAUUUGCCCACUGAAGUCAGUUACGACGCCAAACUGAAGUCAGGUCAAGACCCUGGUGAGGAUGACGAGCACGCAGAUGAGCUUCCCUUAGACGGUUUCUGACAGUUUGUGCAAAAAAUGUUUGGUUGUGCGAACCCACAGUUUCAUCAGCUGUCCGGGUGGCUGGUCUCAGACGAUUCCGCAGGUGAAGAAGCUGGAUGUGGAGGUCCUGAGCUGGCGUGGUUACACAUGGUCUGCGGGCGUGAGGCCGGUUGGACGUACUGCUAAAUUCUCUAAAACGACGUUAGAGGCGGCUUAUGGUAGAGAAAUUAACAUUCAUUUUUCUGGCAACAGCUCUGGUGGACAUUCCUGCAGUCAAUAUGCCAAUUGCACACUCCCUCAAAACUUGAGACAUCUGUGGCAUUGUGUUGUGUGUCAAGUGGCCUUUUAUUGUCCCCAGCACAAGGUGCACCUGUGUAAUGAUCAUGCUGUUUAAUCAGCUUCUUGAUAUGCCACACCUGUCAGGUGGAUGGAUUACCUUGGCACAGGAGAAAUGCUCACUAACAGGGAUGUAAACAAAUUUGUGCACAAAGCUUUUUGUGUGUAUGGAACAUUUAUGGGAUCGUUUAUUUAAGCUCAUGAAACAUUGGACAAACACUUUACAUGUUGUUCAGUAUAAAAAAAUAUGUGUGUUUGCUGUUUUUGUUGUCCUCAGUUUCAACUGCAGUCGUUUGACAUCGUCUGCAGCACGUCCUGGGCCAGCCGAGACAAGUGCUGUGAGCUUCCUGGUCUGGUGAGUUCAAGCCUGACUACUGAUCUAAUCUACUGACUGACAUGGAAUGACCCUAACCUUUGUUGUAAUGUGUAGUUGCAUGUCGUAGGAUCAUGUCAUAGAUGUCAUAUUGUGUCAUCCUGUUGUUGUGUUGUCUUGUGGUCAUUAUCCACUUUUUUCCAUAAUUAGCCUCAUUAUCAUUAUGCUUUGGUCAAUAUCAUAAUCAUUAGGUCAUUGUCCUUUUGUGUUCCAUGUAUUGUCAUGUGGUCAUACAGUAGCAUAGUCAUGUUAUUGUGGUAUUUGUCUCAUUUGUCUGGUAUUUGUCUCAUCUCUCAGAGGAAGGAAGAGGACUGUCCUGCCAUGCCCCGUGCCUGCACCUGCACACAGGACAGCAAAGGUCCCCCCGGCCCCACUGGACCCCCUGUGAGGACCCUCCGUCUCUCCUUCAUCACCAUAAUUUGUUACUUAAAGCUGUUGUUGAACUAGGAACUCAUUCAUUGCAUUCAGUGGCUGAACAGAACACGGCGUGACAUUUGGGGAUGGAAAGGGAUAUAUACAUAGCUACAGUACAUACACCCCCUGUGUGUGAUAGUGUGUUUAGGAUUUGUUGAUAGAGUGUGUCUUUAAUGUCUAUGAUACGAAAUGUUGAUGGUGUGUGACAGAGAGUGUGUGUGUGUGUGUUUGUGUGUUAUCAACAGGGUGGUCCUGGGAUCAGAGGAGGGAGAGGGGACCGUGGAGAACCAGGAGCUGUGGUACAGUACACACACACACACACACACACACACACGUUAGUAAAAACCCAAUGAAAGUCAAUGCAACUUGUAACACUCACUGAAACCAAGAUAUGUUAUAGUUCCACAAGCACUGAGUGGGUUGACAGACACAUACCCACAUUGAUGGAUACCUCUCUUCCAUAAAAGACCCAUUAUACUCGGCUUGGCUGAAAACCCACUCUCUCUGAAAAUGCCCCCUGUAAAGUUCUAAUCUUUUAUUCAUUUCUCACUCUCUCACAUGCUAUUCGACUCGGAUUGCACGGGUCCCAGAAAAUUGCACUGGUGGUUGAAUUGUGUGUUAUUAGAGCAUGUGAAGGUCCUUGUAAUGCAGGCGUCCUCGCAGUGCGCCCAUGCUGUCUUUCUACUCUCAUGAAUUUUAAAUUCAUCGGAGACGCAGCAUGCCCCAAUGAAAGUCAAUGGCCUGCGACUGGUUGGCUCACGACAAGACAGACAGAGAGUGGCCUCACGGGUCUCUGAUUUGCAGUUAAAUCACAGAGUUAGCCUAAAGCCCCCUCUCAGCCGCCCAGAGCUCGGUCAGAUGAUGUAUAAAGGAUGAAGACAGUUGUAUGGAAUAAAAUAUAUAUUAACAUAUUGCUCGCCCUCCAUGAAACCUUGCACAGCACACUAUUGAUAUUCAUAUCGUCAACUUUUGAAAGCCUUAGAUUGCAGUUCCGCUGUUGUAGUCCUAUAUGUCAUUAAAACAUGUUUACAGGACUAUAUUACCAGCUAGCAGUUCAACAUUCACAAAUGGGUAUAUUAUUGUUGUUUCAAAUUGUACUUUGUAAUACAUUGAAAAUGAAUUGUAUAUUUCCUCUGUUUGUUCCAGUGAUACUACAUAGUGGUAAUGGCUGUAGAAUAUAGGGGAUUUAACUAGAUCACUUUAUCUCUUUGUUAACUAUAUUCUAAUCAAUUUUAUCAAUGUGUUCUUCUGUCUCUAUGACAGGGGCCGAUAGGUCCAGUUGGGGACGCUGGUACUCCUGGGCUGCAGGGGCCUCCUGGCCCCCAAGGCCCCAGCGGCCGGACCAUCAUGGGCCCCCCGGUAAGACACACACAUGCGCAUACACACACUCACACCAUCUAAUACUGCACAUAUUAGAGGAGUCUAGUUUCCCGACAUACAUAACAUAGCUACAGUACCAGAUUCACCUAGGCCUGCUAUAAAGUCUACCUUGUAAAAGCUGUUGUAAUACUCGGAUAUCGAUUCUUUCUCUCCCAAGGACUUUUGUUAAACGUAAGCCAUAAAGGAGGGAGGAUGUAUCAUAACCUAAUAGACUGUAAACAGUGCAGUACAAUAUGAAGUACACUGUUACACCUGCAUUGGUAUUGACAGGUCAGUGACUGAUGAAGGACGGGUAAAACAUUAAAGGAAAAGCCCACGUGUCUUAACUUUACUAAGGCAAUGUUUAAGCCAACCUAUGUGUUGAGGAAAACUCGUUCAAGGAAUCAGGCAGAACUCAUUUAUCAGCAAUAAGAGGUUUAUUCAAGCAAUUGCAAGGAAGAUCACGCUCUCAGGAUGAACCCGGAGAGGAUCUUCAUUAUUUACAAGUCACUCAGUCUUUAUAUACUCCACCUACACAAAGAGCUGCUUACCCCUCAAAAAGAGGCAAGCUUACAAAAGAGAUAAGGGUAAUUAGCUCUACUCCCUUAAAGCAUUAAAACAAACAAAAGCAGGUUCUAGCCGAUGUGUCUAAGAUAGGGGAAUGAUCAGAUCUUUAGAGCCUAAACAGACAGGAUAAUAAUUCAACCUGGAUUGCUUUUAGAGAUAAGGAAUGAAUAACAAAUCAAUCCUUUGUAGGGUGUAUGACGAGGUUACUGGACAGCUGUGGUAAAUUACCAGUGACUGUAACAAAACCAUUUUGCACCCACAAAAGCAUUAGACUGUAAUAAAUUAAUUUUGCUCCACCAUAUGGUACAUUAUUCUCUCUGGUAUAACAUACACAAGUUCUAUAUCGAUGACCAUUAUUUAUUUGUCGUUAAUUCAGCAUUAUAGUGACAGCUAAGGGAUUAUUAAGGGUUAUUAAGGUACAGCUACUGUAAGAGCUUGUGAAACAAAUGGCAUUUGUAAUUAGAACGCAGAUGGUGACCAAAUAGUGACGACCCCAAAUAAAAUAGCCUCCAAAUAAGCUUGAUAUUUGCUCUUGAUAUUUAUUGUUGUUUUUUCUAACUUCAGGGUGGUCCAGGAGAGAGAGGUGAGAAGGGUGCAGCUGGCGCUCCAGGGAUACAGGUAAAGAUCACCAUUCACUUCCUGCCCUUUCAGACACACUUUCCCUCAUCACAAAAUGGCAUUCAAUCUUCAAAUGACAUACAAAUGACACCAUUGCACCAAAGGGAGAUCUUUGAAUGUCAUAUUGAAUUUAUAUCUCUGUAAGGUAGCUGCUAAUAGGAACAAG
Messenger RNA from Coregonus sp. 'balchen', 24357 nucleotides. Lineage: Eukaryota; Metazoa; Chordata; Actinopteri; Salmoniformes; Salmonidae. The record is from the annotation of a GenBank genome assembly.